Messenger RNA from Candidozyma haemuli, 1596 nucleotides. Its product is annotated as chaperonin-containing T-complex subunit. Gene Ontology annotation, biological process: protein folding. The coding region runs from base 1 to 1596 and encodes 531 amino acids. Gene Ontology annotation, molecular function: ATP binding; ATP hydrolysis activity; ATP-dependent protein folding chaperone. NCBI's taxonomy places the organism in Eukaryota, Fungi, Ascomycota, Pichiomycetes, Serinales, Metschnikowiaceae. Gene Ontology annotation, cellular component: chaperonin-containing T-complex. The transcript has a single exon. The record is from RefSeq and is a predicted model, not a curated record.
AUGGCUGCUGCUCAAGCUAAGAAUCCUUCCAAUGCCACAUUUAAGGAUAAGGAGAAGCCACAGGAGGUGAGAAAGUCGAACAUUCUCGCCGCCAGAGCUGUCUCGGAUGCUAUCAGAACUUCCUUGGGUCCUAAAGGUAUGGACAAGAUGAUCAAGACCAAAGAGGGCAAAAUCAUCAUUUCCAACGAUGGUGCCACUAUUCUUAAACACAUGGCUAUUCUCCAUCCAGCUGCUCGUAUGUUGGUCGAUUUGUCGGCUGCUCAGGAUAUCGAGGCUGGUGAUGGUACCACCUCUGUGGCCAUCUUGGCAGGUUCUCUUUUGGGAGCUGCUGAAAAGUUGUUGAAUAAGGGAAUCCAUCCUACUAUCGUCGGUGAGAGCUUCCAAAGAGCAGCUGCACGUGUCUGUGAGGUUUACUUGGAAAUGUCACACAAGAUCAGCUUGAAAGACCGUGAAAUCUUGAUCAAGGCUGCUUCCACGUCCUUGUCCUCCAAGAUUGUCUCUCAGCACUCUGCCUUGUUGUCUCCACUCUCUGUGGACUCUGUACUUAAGGUGAUGAACGAGGCUCAAGAUAACGUUGAUUUGAACGACAUCAGACUUAUAAAGAAGGUUGGCGGAACUAUCGACGAUACCGCGUUGGUCGAUGGUGUUGUUCUCACGCAAAAUGUGUUGAAGUCUGCUGGAGGUCCUUCCAGAAUUGAGAAGGCUCGUAUUGGUUUGAUCCAGUUCCAGUUGUCUCCACCAAAGCCAGAUAUGGAAAACAACGUCGUUGUUAACGAUUACAGACAGAUGGACAAGAUCCUUAAAGAAGAAAGAGCAUACUUGUUGAAUAUUUGCAAAAAGAUCAAGAAGGCCAAGUGUAACGUUUUGUUGAUCCAGAAAUCCAUCUUGAGAGAUGCUGUCAAUGACUUGGCUUUGCACUUCCUUGCCAAGCUUAACAUCAUGGUCGUCAAGGACAUUGAGAGAGACGAGGUCGAAUUCUUGACCAAGGCUACUGGAUGUAAGCCUAUUGCUGACGUCGACAACUUUACCGAAGACAGAUUGGGCUCCGCCGAGCUCGUUGAAGAAACUGAAUCUUCUGGUUCUAAGAUUGUCCAGAUCACUGGAGUUAACCCAAAGAAUACCCGUCCUACCGUGUCCGUUGUCGUCCGUGGUGCCAACCAGUUGGUCUUGGACGAAGCUGAGAGAUCUAUUCACGAUGCCCUUUGUGUCGUUAGAUGUUUGGUGAAGGAGAAGGCUUUGAUUGCCGGUGGUGGUGCCCCAGAAAUCGAAGCCUCUAGAGUCUUGUUUAAGGAAUCCAGCAAAUUGAGUGGUGUGGAACACUUCGUGUACCAGGUCUUCGCACAGGCUUUAGAAGUCAUCCCAACGACGUUAGCCGAGAACGCCGGCUUGAACCCUAUCAAUGUCGUUACCGAUUUGAGGAACAAGCACGAGUUGGGAGAGAAGAACGCUGGUAUCUCUGUCAGAAGAUACGGUGCAUCUAACACAUUCACAGAGAACGUGUUGCAGCCGGUUCUUGUCUCUACAAGUGCUAUCACUUUGGCUUCUGAGACGGUGAAAUCCAUUUUACGUAUAGACGAUAUCACCUUCAGCCGUUAA